UUGUGUAUAGUGCCUCGGUUGACAUUGUUGUUGUUGUGGGAGUCGGAAUGGAGUUUAAAGCGGAGCGUCAGGACUGAGCUGCGGGCUUCGGGAUUAACGCCGCGGAGAAGGAGCCAGUUUCAGUGCGGAUUUUGAGAAAAGAGACUGAGAAACUGAGAGAGGAGGAGAGCGAGAACGAGCCCUGGGAUGGGACGGUGAGGAGGAGAUUUGUGCUGCGAGGCCGAGCUGAAGCCGUGUUGCUGUAACUGUAGUCGUGAUCGAGGGCCGUAGGAGAGUUUUUCUCUCUCCGGGUCGUUUCCGCUGCCCCCCGAUGUCCCCCUGCAGCGCCGUUGCUUCAUGAUCACAUGACCCUGGAUAUGGACGCAGUCCUGUCCGACUUUGUCCGCUCUACUGGAGCCGAACCCGGACUGGCCAGAGACCUACUGGAAGGUAAGAACUGGGACCUGACGGCCGCCCUGAGCGAUUUCGAGCAGCUGAGGCAGGUGCAUGCUGGGAGUCUGUCCUACUCGUAUCCACAGGACAGGCAGCAGACACUGACGGAUCACAAAGACAUGACGAGGGUGGGACGGCCCCUACUGCACCGGCAGGACGACGUGGUCCAAGCAGCCAAUGAGAAGCGUCUAUCCCGAGGGAUCUCGCACGCCAGUUCCACCAUUGUGUCUUUGGCUCGCUCGCACGUGUCCACCGUCGGAGGUAGCGGCAUCGGCCCCGAGAUGCUCCUGGACACCCCGGUCUGCACAUUCCAGCUCCCGGACCUCACCGUGUACCGCGACGAUUUCCGCGGCUUCAUCGAGCGCGACCUGAUCGAGCAGUCCAUGAUGGUGGCCCUCGAGCAUGCGGGUCGACUCAAUUGGUGGACGAAGCUGGGGUCGGGAUGUCAGAGUCUGUUGCCUCUGGCGACCAGCGGAGAUGGAAACUGCCUUCUUCACGCCGCCUCUCUGGGCAUGUGGGGCUUCCAUGAUCGAGACCUGAUGCUGCGGAAGUCUCUGUACGCCCUGAUGGACCACGGGCAGGAGAGAGAGGCGCUGAAGCGCAGGUGGAGGUGGCAGCAGACCAUGCAGAACAAAGAGUCUGGGCUGGUGUACACCGAGGAGGAGUGGCAGAAGGAGUGGAACGAGCUGUUGAAGUUGGCCUCCAGUGAACCCAGGAUACACUACAGCACCAACGGCACCAACGGCGCAGAGUCGCAGGAGGAGCCGGUGUACGAGAGUUUGGAGGAGUUCCACGUGUUCGCACUGGCUCAUGUGCUCCGCAGGCCGAUAGUAGUGGUGGCUGACACCAUGCUGAGAGACUCGGGAGGAGAGGCCUUCGCUCCGAUCCCCUUCGGUGGGAUUUAUCUCCCCCUGGAGGUCCAGGCUCACAAGUGUCACCGCUCGCCGCUGGUCCUGGCCUACGACCAGGCGCAUUUCUCCGCUCUGGUUUCCAUGGAGCAGAAGGACGGCUCCAAAGAGCAAGUGGUGAUUCCUCUGACUGACUCGGACUAUAAAAUGCUUCCCGUGCACUUCGCCGUGGACCCAGGCAAGGACUGGGAGUGGGGUAAAGAUGACGUGGACAACGUGAUGCUCGCCAGUGUAACACUGUCUUUGGAGGCGAAGCUCCACCUACUACACACCUACAUGAACGUAACGUGGCUUCCUCUGCCGUGUGAGGUACAGCAAGCACCUCUGGCCCAGCCCGAGUCUCCGACUGCCUCGGCCGGCGAGGAUGCACGCACGCCCCCUGACUCUGGUGAGUCCGACAAAGAGUCUGUAAGCAGCAGCUCUAACGGGAAUGGUGACAGCAGCGCAACAGGAAGCAGCAGCGGGACGGCAGGUAAAUCGUCCAGCUCCUCGAGUUCGUCCAGCAGUGGCUCAACUGGAACGAUGGGCAAAGAGAAGAACAAGAAGGACAAAGAAAAGGACAAGGAUAAAGACAAAAAGAGGGCCGACUCAGUGGCCAACAAGCUCGGCAGCUUCGGAAAGAGUUUGGGCAGCAAGCUGAAGAAGAACGUAGGAGGUCUGAUGACAGGAAAAGCCGGAACAGGUGGUUCAGGCAAACCCGAAGGUGUGGAGAAGAAAAAAGGGUCUCUCAGAGGACGAAAAGACAGCAAGGACGGCAAAGACGGCUCUCCAUCUGCUCAGCCCGGGUCUGAGGACUCGGGCAAGGGUUCUCCGUCCUCGCAGAAUGGGAAUAGCUCUUCUGAAGGUGACUCGUACAAGUACAGCGCUGACGUAAAGGCGAGUCUGAGCAUCCUGCGAGCAGCUAUGCAGGGCGAAAGGCGCUACAUCUUUGCUGGCCUUCUGACUACCAGCGACCGACAGCCCUACCAAGAAGAGAUGAUUCAACGCUACCUGGUGGAUGCCGAGGAACGUUUUCGUGCGGAGCAGGAGCAGAAACGGGAGGCUGAGCGCAAAGCAGUGAUCAACGGAGCCCAGCCCAAGAAGGAGCCAUCGGAGCCUGGUUUCCGCGGCUUUGACGGAAAGGAGGAUGUGACGGAAGCGCCACAUCCCCAUUAUAACACCCUCAAAUCGCAGUCUUUUACGCCACCGCUUUAUACAGGAGUCGUGCCCAUUCCCAGAUCCACCUUCCUCGAACACUCCCCUACGCCCCUCCCCCAGCACCUUCACAUUCCCGGCUACAUGGACGCCCGGCGCCAACUAGCCGGCGGGUCAUCCUCCACCUACCCAGGCCUCCCGUCUUACGCCACUCUGCCCCGGAGUUGCCCCUUAAGCCAAGGCCCUGUCCAUGCUCACGCUCAUUAUCACCCACCCGCCCCUGCCUGCGCGGCUCCCUGCUUCUCGCCCUCCUACACACAUCAGCAGGAUUUGCCUGACUUCCGCAGUGAGACGGUUAGCGGCACGUAUGCCAACGGCUUACUGCCGGGACUGGACAGCCGAGGUGGCCCUCCCCCGGUCAGGCACUAUUCCCUGGGCAGCGCCGGUGGACUGGCGAACCUGCAGUCGAGCCGAUGCCGAACACCGAGCUGUAACUAUUACGGACACCCGGAAACCUGCAACUACUGCUCAUACUGCUACAGGGAGGAGCUGAAGAGAAGAGAAACUGACACGGCCAUGCACAGGUUCUAAACUGGCACAGUAUUCAACUGGUACCCCAUAGUGCCGUCUUCUUCUCCACAUGAGACCCAGCAGGUCUCACGCAGGAUCUUGCUACAGAAUUUGAGCAGGCCUUGCCGGUGUGAGGGAGGGGGGGGGGCUACACUUAGUCGACACUGACAGGAUGGGUGCAGAGUCGGGAGUCCUUACCCCCGUUACUUUUGCAGUGGAUUUUAGGCGGUAGAUUUGUCAUCGGCAGCGUCGUUGCCGUUCUUUCUCGCUAUGUUGCCAUUGCAACGCUUCUCGAUUGUGACGAGGGUGUCGAGGCAGGGUUGUUUUUCCGGUCCGGGGUGGCACCGACGUGUCCUGCGUCGCAUGAAGACAUUACCUGCAAAACAUAUAUGACAUGAAGCACAACCGGAAGAUGCACACUUGUACAGCUUGACAUUUACAGGACUUUCAGUGACUCUUCGAGGCAUGUUGGCAAGAAAUUUAAUAACAAAGACUCAUUUUGUCAUAUGAUCUUUUUUUUUUCUUCUUUUUUUGUAACCCAAAUAACCCAAUGUUUAAGCUCCACCCCAAAGCCAUGUCCUAACAGGAUUCUUUCUUUGACCCUUUGCUUGUGUGGUAUCUACAAAUCAUGGGGCAACACUUUUUUUUUUUUUUUUUUUUUUUAAGACACUUUAAGGUCUUACUCGUUUUAGGUGAAGAGCGAAUCUAGCAGGUACGGAGCGCGGUCAACACCAAGUGUCCAAGUCAACAAGAUACUUUGUCUAAGAUGCCGUAUUAAUUUAUAUUACUUAAAGACACUAGAGUCUUUAAUCUUCAUCCUGCUGUAAUCGUCUGCUGAAAUCUUCAGAUGUUAUAACCUUCUAAAAAAAUGUUCUAAAAUACUAAAAGGUUUUGGGGAAUUUUUUCGAGUAGAAAUAGUAAGAUGUGCGCUUUUUUUUUCUCCCCGAUUAGUAACAGAUGGGUCAGUGGACGUUUUUUCUGCACAAAGUCAAGCACUUUUCUCAUAUCCUGACAUUGCGUGGGUUUUCUUUGCUCUGAUGAUGAUGAUGAUGA
This is a messenger RNA of Clarias gariepinus (North African catfish), 4097 nucleotides long. RefSeq names its product OTU deubiquitinase 7B (gene otud7b). The transcript has 12 exons. The record is from RefSeq and is a predicted model, not a curated record. Gene Ontology annotation, molecular function: DNA binding; cysteine-type deubiquitinase activity; K63-linked polyubiquitin modification-dependent protein binding. Gene Ontology annotation, cellular component: cytoplasm; nucleus. Bases 345 to 3065 code for a protein of 906 amino acids. Gene Ontology annotation, biological process: protein K48-linked deubiquitination; protein K63-linked deubiquitination; protein deubiquitination involved in ubiquitin-dependent protein catabolic process. NCBI's taxonomy places the organism in Eukaryota, Metazoa, Chordata, Actinopteri, Siluriformes, Clariidae.